Molecule: messenger RNA, 3774 nt
Organism: Rhododendron vialii
Lineage: Eukaryota; Viridiplantae; Streptophyta; Magnoliopsida; Ericales; Ericaceae
Exons: 7
Coding region: 1172-2356 (394 amino acids)
Source: RefSeq, a predicted model, not a curated record
GGGCAGCCUAAAACCACAACAGCACAACUCUCUCAUUCUCUCUCUCUCUCUCACAACGUCUCUCUGAGAGACUGAGACCUCACUCUCUCUCAAGUCUCAACGGCUCUCUCUCUCACUCCCUCGCAACGUCCCCGGCGGUGAGUCGGUGACUGGUCUGGAGCUCCAUAGCUCUCAAUCACACUCGCAUCGGAUCUGAGAAGCCACACACACGCACCACUCUCUCUGACUCUCAUCACAAAGACUCAAACGGUCAAUACCGACCCGACUCAAGUGAAACCCUAGAAUCUAGAUCCAGAACUAGAUCUGAGUUUUCUGUUGCCGUUGCCGUUGCCGUUCAGCGGUCCAAACCCUAGAUCUGACUCCGAGCAGCGGUUCAGGCGUCUUUUUAUCGACAGUUGGAAUCAAAAUCACCCAGUUGGUGUUGGAUUGAAACUUCAAGGAUGUCAGUUGAUCCUACUUUUUUGGAUGAUGAUUUGUCUUCGGGCUCAGGAGAGGAUGUGAAUAUGCUAGAUGGACACAAGCAGCGCCAGUCCGCUACACCAAGUUCAGGUCGUCGUAAGAGAAGUCGUAAGGCUACUGGUGAUGCUAUAGUUGAUGCCAUGCUAGAAAUAGCAGCUGCUUCAAAAAUGAGGGCAACUGAAAUUAUGAAGAAUGAGGACCGAUUUUCCAUAAGCAAAUGCAUAAAAGUAUUGGAUGAGAUGCAAAUUGUUGAUCAGCGCCUCUACUUUUUUGCAUUGGAUUUAUUUGAGAAUCCCAAUGCGAGAGAAAUUUUCAUAGCUCUUAAGAGUGAGAAACGACUGACGUGGCUGCAGGGAAAGUUUAGUGCUUCCUCUGGUUCAGUAGUCUAAGAGACUUGACUGAAAUUCGCUCCUUUUUUGGUUUGAAGUUCUUUAUAAUCACUAUAGUUAUAGUAGUCUUCUGUGAAACCUUUAUGUUUGUACUUGGUUUGAGUUAUGGUUGACAAAUUUGUUUGUUAGGGUUGGAUGAAUGAUUGCACUAUUUUCUUUUCUGCAUUUCUAUCUGGUCUAAGGUUGUUUUUGCUUGAAAGCUAUGAGAUGUCUUUGGAAGUUGUUGUCAGCAGUUUGCGUCGUUUAACUUAUCAGUUAAGUUUUCUUUCAUAAAUGCUGUUUUAAAUUGUACAUUUGAGUAUUCGACAGAUUAAUCGACUGGCAUGGAGGAUUUUGAAUUAGAAUUGGACGAGAUGGAAUUAGUUGCUGCAGCUGCUGGUUACCAUUAUUAUAAUAGCUUAACUAAGCAACCUCGCUGUAGCCGUAAUGAGUCGCCUUGUGGGACUAGGUUUAUGGUUGAAGUAUUGAAUGGUGAUGAUGAUGGAUGCCGUGAAAUGUUUAGGAUGGAUAAACAUGUAUUCCACAAGUUAUGUGCCACUCUUCGACAGAAAGGCAUGCUACGUGACACUCCUGGAGUUAUGAUAGAGGAGCAGCUUGGCAUUUUCUUGAACAUUGUGGGACACAAUGAGCGCAACAGAGUAAUCCAAGAACGCUUUGAACAUUCAGGCGAAACAAUUAGCAGGCACUUCAAUAAUGUGUUGAAGGCAGUUAAGUCAUUGUCACGUGAGUUCCUACAACCCCCACCAAUAUCUACUCCUACAGAAAUCCUCACAAGUAACAGAUUUCACCCAUAUUUCAAGGAUUGCCUUGGAGUGAUAGAUGGUAUGCACCUCCCUGCACAUGUGCCAGCCAAAGAUCAAUCUCGAUUCCGUAAUAAGAAAGGUGUUCUAUCACAAAAUGUUUUGGCAGCUUGCACAUUUGACCUGCAAUUUAUUUUCAUUUAUCCGGGUUGGGAAGGCUCAGCUGCAGAUUCCCGAGUACUGAGAGCAGUCCUCGACGAUCCUGAUCAGAAUUUUCCUCAAAUUCCUCAAGGGAAGUACUAUCUUGUUGACAGUGGUUACUCAAAUACGGAAGGAUUUAUUGCUCCAUUUGAAGGCAUUCGACACCACAUCCAUGAUUAUAGGGGUGCUAAUCUGUUACCGAGAAAUGCAAAGGAGCUAUUCAAUCACCGACACUCCUGCUUAAGAAAUGCAAUCCAGAAGUCCUUUGAAGUAUUGAGAAGGCGGUUUCCUAUUCUCAAAGUGGCUCCUCAAUAUGCUUUCCAUAUUCAAAGGGAUAUAGUUAUAGCUGCAUGUGUUCUACAUAACCUCAUCCGGCGCGAGGAAAGAAAUGACUGGUUGUUUGCUGCUGCUGCUGCUGAAGGGCCUUCAAGUGAAGAUUUGCCUGAUUUGGAAGAUGGACCAGAGAUGCUGGCUUCCCCGGUUGAAGGACAGAUUGCUUCUUCAUUGCGAGACUUUAUUGCAACAGCAAUGUGGAAUGACUUCAUAACUAAAUGGGAUGAGUGGUGACUGUUUAGUUGAUAGUGACAAUGGUUCUUGUUGAGAUGCUGUCAUACAACAUCGGGUAACUCUUUUUUGGAUGCUGAAUGCGGUACUCUAAAGUGGGAGGGUCUAUUCCUUUUGCAACUUGUUUAAGAAUACCCUACAUUGUGGUUUUGUUCAACCCCUCUGUGUGUGUGUCUGUGUGGGUGUGUGUGUAAGUAGGUUCGUGGUGAGUUUUAAAUUUCUUAAAUCAGUCAUGUUCUUGAUGCCUGCUUCACUUCAUGUAAGCCAAAUUUAACUUCUUCGUUCUGCAAGUGAGCAAUUUGUGCUGCUGUUUGGAAAUGAGCAAAUGCUCCUUGGGUCACGCUACGAGAGAAGACAACAAAGUUGCAUGUAAAUUAGCAGACUUGCGUUGUGUGGCUUCUUCCCAAGAGUGCCAUGUGGUGUCCUUGAUCCUUGCCCCUUGGGUAUUAGAGAAAAUUUGGAUACUAACGGUUUUUUGGAGACAAAAAUACUAGUCACGGUUGACAUUUUGUAUAGAUAGAGCAUGAUCUAGUUUCGAGUUUUAUAGCCUUUCGACCAUCUAAACGUGGCAGUGAAGGAAGGAGGAGAAUAGCUUCUGUUUCUAGCCACAAUUGAGGUCCCUAUGGCCUUCAAGUUACUGGUGGAGAAAAGAAGCCUUGGUCGCAUAACUCUUAUUAUGUAAGCCCUGAGGACGCCCAUAGAGAACACUGCGAAUCCAAAUAUCCUAGCAUAGCCCUCAAGCCCAGCACAUCUUCUCUUAUGGAGGAUAGACAGCUCUCUGGAAAGAUGGCUAAGGAUGAUAAGUACUACGGAGAGAGGAGAACUUUUAAUGAGCAUUGCAACUCAGCCAGUGCAAUGAUUCGUCCAACAAAUGAAACUAGGGCUGCCAAUAGGGAUCGGAGUGAGUUUCCACAGCAGCUGCAUGCAAGGAAAAGAUCAAUGUCUGGGGCACUGCAAUGGACAAAUCAGAUAAAAAGAUCGACAGUGGAGUUACCAUCUAGUUUCAACGAGGAUGAAACUUGUUCUUCUGAGGAUUAAGAAAGUGGUAGAUGGGGAAGUUCAAGAGGGUCUUCUGAAGAUUAUCUCUGAGGGAGAGAGAGAGAGGGAACUGAGACCCGAGUGUAUGUCAUAAAAGACGUUCUUCGGCUGUAAAUUUCAAAAUGCUGUGUUUUAUGAUUCUUCAGCUGUAAAGCAAGUGGGACCAUUGUAAGUAGCACGAUAGAUGUUUCAGAUUCCCCUCCAGUGCCUACAUGUUUGUAGAUGAUGCACAUAAUUGGGUUCAUUCUUGUAUUAAAACACUUUGAUGUGCUCAUUUUUAUCGUUGAGUGGUGCUUCUGUCUUGUCGUAGAACAGUGAAUUAAAGGUAACUUUUGAAACGUGCUCCUUAUGGUUCUGAAAAUUUAUUUGAAGUUCUACAGGCU